AUGAGAGUGUUUUCUGUCGUCCACAUGGCGCGCAAGCUCCCUCCUGCGCCUCCGCCGAACGAUGACCCCGCCUCAAUCAAAGGCAACAUCUCGUUGAAGAAGAAGAACCUCGUUCAGAGGAUCAUGGCGUGGCACAUCGGGAACUAUCCUGGCAGCAAGAUCUUUGGGCGCUCGGAGCUCAGCGACUUGGAACUCACGGAGGUCGCUGUCAGGACCGUCGGCAUGGGAGAUCAUACGGAACUAAUGCCAGAAGAUGUGCCAGUAGAGGAGCUGAGGAAGAUGCCACUUGAAGUGCAGUCUGUAAUGGAGAUCAAGGUGAAAGAAGAAAUGCUGAACGUUCAUAAGAUGCUGGCUGGAGGUUGCUCAGCUCAUCUGCUUGAUGUAGGCACCUUCUCUCCUCUAUUAAUUCUUUCCCUCAUUACCGGCAUAGACGCGACGGGAGUGUCGAUGGCUAUGAAUCUUGUAUGGCACUCUGCCGCACCGCUUGGCACGGAGUUGAAAAUAGUGGGCACUUCACUAUCGCUGCGUGGAGGUAUCACUGCCGCACGAUCUGAGGUAUAUGAUAAGAAGACAAAGCAUUUGCUGGUCUCCGCUGUGCAUACAAUUGCACCGUUCGCAGCACGAGCACCGAAAUCAUCAGACAAUCAAGGGUCGGUUUCAAGAUUGUGAACCUGUCGAUCGUAGAAGUCGUGAUAUUCAUUUUCAGGUCGUCUUCUCAGCUCUUCUGUGCCGGUGAUGUUGUAUUACUAGCCACCUAUCAGACUCUAUUCUGUCAGAGUGCUUAGAUAUUCCUGCAACUUCGACAGCGCCCGAUAUCGAUGCGAUAGUGAGUUCUUCUUCUCCGGCGUCAUCUCAGCAUAUCU
This is a messenger RNA of Laetiporus sulphureus 93-53, 863 nucleotides long. RefSeq lists its product as uncharacterized. NCBI's taxonomy places the organism in Eukaryota, Fungi, Basidiomycota, Agaricomycetes, Polyporales, Laetiporaceae. The transcript is spliced from 6 exons. The record is from RefSeq and is a predicted model, not a curated record. Bases 1 to 669 code for a protein of 222 amino acids. Gene Ontology annotation, molecular function: fatty acyl-CoA hydrolase activity.